This is a messenger RNA of Drosophila subpulchrella, 2705 nucleotides long. It is a transcript of the gene Vha100-5, whose product is annotated as V-type proton ATPase 116 kDa subunit a1. Bases 133 to 2577 code for a protein of 814 amino acids. Gene Ontology annotation, cellular component: vacuolar proton-transporting V-type ATPase, V0 domain; vacuolar proton-transporting V-type ATPase complex; plasma membrane. The record is from RefSeq and is a predicted model, not a curated record. The transcript is spliced from 4 exons. Gene Ontology annotation, molecular function: ATPase binding; proton-transporting ATPase activity, rotational mechanism. Lineage: Eukaryota; Metazoa; Arthropoda; Insecta; Diptera; Drosophilidae. Gene Ontology annotation, biological process: proton transmembrane transport; vacuolar acidification.
AGAGCUCAACAGGUCUUAGGCGAUCGCACAGUUCUUUCUGCACCUCUGAGGUGGCAGGUCGCGAAACUUUUAGUAACUUCCAUAAGGAACUUUGAAUUUUCCUGCUCUAGUUUAUAGACCCUCGAUUCGAACAUGGGUGAUAUGUUCCGUAGCGAGCAGAUGGCCCUGUGCCAGCUGUUCAUCCAGCCGGAGGCUGCCUACGCCUCCAUUGCCGAGCUGGGCGAGAGUGGAUGUGUUCAGUUCCGCGAUCUGAACGACGAGGUCAGUGCCUUCCAGAGGAAGUACGUCACCGAGGUGAGGCGAUGUGAUGACAUGGAGCGGCGCCUGCGGUUCGUGGAGUCCGAGAUGAAGAAAGACGAGGUCAAGUUGCCGCUACUCAAGCCGGAGGAGGAGCCGAGUGCACCCAAUCCCCGCGAGGCCGUUGACCUCGAGGCCCAGCUGGAGAAGACCGACAACGAGCUGCGCGAAAUGUCCGCCAAUGGGGCCAGCCUGGAUGCCAACUUCCGGCACAUGCAGGAACUCAAGUACGUGCUGGAGAACACCGAGGGCUUCUUCUCGGACCAGGAAGUCAUUAAUCUGGACGUCAACCGACAGCUGGACCCCGAGGAUCCGGCGAAUCUCCAGGGAGCAGCUCAAAGGGGCCAACUGGCCUUUGUGGCUGGAGUGAUUAAGCUGGAGAGGUUCUUCAGCUUCGAGCGGAUGCUGUGGCGCAUUUCCAGGGGAAACAUCUUCCUGCGGAGAGCCGACAUCGAUGGACUUGUAGAUGACGAGGAGACCGGACGACCGGUGCUGAAGACCGUCUUUGUGGCCUUCUUUCAGGGAGAGCAGCUGAAGCAGAGGAUCAAGAAGGUCUGCACGGGCUACCAUGCCGCCGUUUAUCCCUGUCCCAGCUCGCAUGCCGAGCGAAUGGAUAUGAUCAGGGACGUGAAUGUCCGUCUGGAGGACCUCAAGCUGGUCCUCAGCCAGAGUGCCGAUCAUCGCAGCCGAGUCUUGAACUCUGCCUCCAAGCACUUGCCACGCUGGUCAAUCAUGGUGCGCAAAAUGAAGGCCAUCUACCACAUUCUGAACUUUUUCAACCCCGAUGUGACGGGCAAGUGCCUGAUUGGCGAGGGUUGGGUGCCCACCAAUGACAUCACCACGGUUCAAAAUGCCCUAGCUCGAGCCUCCAAAAUCUCGGAGAGCUCCAUUCCGGCAUUCAUGAAUGUGAUCGAGACAAACGAAAUGCCGCCGACUUACACGAGGACCAAUAAGUUCACCAAUGGCUUCCAGAACCUGGUGGACUCAUAUGGCAUGGCUUCAUAUAGAGAAGUUAAUCCUGCUCUGUACGCCUGCAUCACAUUCCCCUUUCUGUUCGCCGUGAUGUUCGGAGAUCUGGGACACGGCCUGAUCCUCUUGUUAUUCGCCUCCUGGCUGAUCAUCAAGGAGAAACAGCUGUCCUCGAUCAAAGAAGAGAUCUUCAAUAUAUUCUUCGGCGGCCGAUACAUCAUCUUCCUCAUGGGCAUCUUCUCAAUUUACACUGGCUUCAUAUACAACGAUGUGUUCUCAAAGUCGAUGAAUAUUUUCGGUUCCGGUUGGCACAUGAACUAUACGAGGGAAACGGUGGAGGACGAUAGUCUAAAGUACAUAACUCUGAGGCCCAACGAUACCGUUUACAAGACCUAUCCCCUUGGCAUGGAUCCCAUUUGGCAGAUGGCCGACAACAAGAUCAUCUUCCUGAACACUUUCAAGAUGAAGCUGUCCAUCAUUGUGGGGGUUCUUCACAUGAUCUUCGGAGUCUCCAUGUCGGUGGUUAACUUUGUCUACUACAAGAAGUAUGCCAGUAUUUUCCUGGAGUUCCUGCCGCAAGUUCUCUUCCUUCUGCUGCUGUUCGGAUACAUGGUCUUCAUGAUGUUCUUUAAGUGGGUCAUCUACAACGACACCGUCGAAGGACCUCUUUCGCCAGCCUGUGCUCCAUCUAUCCUGAUCCUGUUCAUCAACAUGAUUCUGCAGGGCAGCCAGGAUACCCCGGAGCCCUGCGAAGAGUUCAUGUUCGAGGGCCAGAAGACCCUGCAGCAGGUCUUCGUCAUCAUUGCAGUCAUCUGCAUUCCCUGGAUGCUGUUGGGCAAGCCCCUGUACAUCAUGUUCAAGCGCAAAAUGAGCGGAGCACCGCCGCCAAAGCCGCAGGCUGGAGGAGGAGAAGGUCACGGCGAUGACGACGCCAUGGGCGAGAUCUUCAUCCACCAGGCCAUCCACACCAUCGAGUACGUCCUGAGUACAGUUUCCCACACGGCCUCGUACCUCCGACUGUGGGCCUUGUCCCUGGCUCACGCACAGCUCUCCGAAGUGCUGUGGAGCAUGGUGUUCUCCAUGGGCUUCAAGUACGAUAGCUACCUCGGUGGCAUUCUCAUCUAUGUGUUCUUUGGAGCCUGGGCGCUGCUCACAGUUGGCAUCCUGGUGCUCAUCGAAGGACUCUCGGCCUUCCUGCACACAUUGCGUUUGCAUUGGGUGGAGUUCAUGAGCAAGUUCUAUGAGGGCGCUGGAUACGCCUUUGAGCCUUUUGCCUUUAAGACCAUUCUGGAUGCCAGCGAUGAUGACUAGAGAGCUUGGCAGGGGUCAAAGGAGACAGACAGAGCGCAGGACGCACUUCCUUAAAGCAUUUUCGUUAUUCGUUCGGUUUCCUUCGUUUUUUCACGGAAAAAUAAAUUUCGUUUGAUAUGCAUACAGAA